Messenger RNA from Malassezia vespertilionis, 2169 nucleotides. It is a transcript of the gene OPT8, whose product is annotated as OPT super. Gene Ontology annotation, molecular function: oligopeptide transmembrane transporter activity. The record is from RefSeq and is a predicted model, not a curated record. Lineage: Eukaryota; Fungi; Basidiomycota; Malasseziomycetes; Malasseziales; Malasseziaceae. Gene Ontology annotation, cellular component: fungal-type vacuole membrane. The coding region runs from base 1 to 2169 and encodes 722 amino acids. The transcript has 4 exons.
AUGCACGGUGCAGGCGCGCCAGCAAAGCGCAUACCGUUCUGGCGAGGCGACGACGAGUUUAGCCUCCGCGCGCUUGUCGCUGGCACGCUUGUAGGCGCACUCAUCACGUUUACAAAUUUAUACCUUGGGCUGCAGUCCGGCUGGAUCAGCACCAUGUCACUGCAGGGCGCAUUAAUGGGGUACGCAAUAUUCAAAUUCAUUCCGCCCUCCAUGACUUUAUUUGGACACAAGAUUGUGUUGCUUUCGUCGCCACUCACGGCGAAAGAAAAUGUGAUGAUCCAGACAAUAGCGACAGCGAUUGGUAGCUUGCCACUCGUCUCCGGUGCAAUCGGCAUUUUGCCCGCCUUUGCUAUUCUCGAUCCUGCACAGGAUGGAGUGGGCCCGCUAAUUUUUUCGCAGACCGCACUGUGGGCCUGGACGUUUGGCCUCGCAUUCACCGGCAUUUUUUUCGCGAGUCCGUUGCGCGAGCCAAUGAUUUUGCGCGAGCGCUUGCCGUUCCCUAGCGGUGCUGCCACGGCGCAGCUUGUAUCGCUUCUGCACAGACUCCCGCUGGAGCGGCCCAUCACGCAGUCGGAGCCCGGUGCCGAACCGACAGCGGCGACACAGGAUGCGCCGCCGCUCCAAGGCACAGAGGCCGCCGAUGUGAACGACAGCGAUGCGCAACGGAACUGGAUGGCACUUGGUGUUUCGCUCGCAGUAUCGUGUCUUUUUACCGUCCUCUCUAUAUGGAUUCCCGUUUUGUACGCAAUUCCGAUUUUCGAUAUCGUGGCACCCCAUGGCGAUACACUCACACGUUGGGGCUGGUGGUUUACCCCGUCGUUCAGCUACAUUGGACAAGGGAUUAUCAUGGGUCUUCCUACUUGUGUCAGCAUGACGGCGGGUGCACUGGUCGGCUGGGCAUUCCUCGGGCCGAUGGCCGCGCAUUUCGGCUGGGCGCCGGCGGAGCCGCUGGAUGCCGAGUACGGCGCUCGCGGCUGGAUUAUUUGGCUUGCUCUUGCCAUCAUGUGCUCCGAAGCGGUGGUCGGCAUCGCCACGCUUAUCGCUGCAGGCUCGCUGCGCGACGUGUCUCUGUGGCUCGAUAGUGCAGAGCAGGAGCACUCGCCGCAGCCCGAUCAUGCGCAGGAGCAUGCGCCAUUGCUCGCACAAGACGCACCGCCACAGCCCGCAGCAGUCAAGGACGAAGACGAAGAGGCACACCGCGGAACGCCGAUGAAUUGGGUGCUUUGGGGCUUGCUGAUCUCAACUGCCGUCGGCGUCAUUGCGAUUGCCGGCGCUGUUGGUCUGCGCAUUGCGCCAUGGGCCAUGUGCAUUGCAUUUUUGCUCGCGAGCAUAUUUUCCCUGCUCGCCGUGCGUGCAUUGGGCGAGACGGACUUGAACCCGGUGAGCGGGGUCGCAAAGAUUAGCCAGCUAUUGUUUGGCGUGCUGCAGCCAGGGAAUGUGGUCGCAAAUUUGAUCGCUGGCGCAAUUGCCGAGGCUGGCGCUAUGCAAGCGGGCGAGCUAAUGCAGGAUUACAAGACAGGGUUCCUUGUGGGCGUCGCACCAUGGAACCAGUUCCGUGGCCAGAUUAUUGGGUCGCUGCUGGGGGUCGGCAUAACCGUGUUUGGAUACACUCUCUACCGCUCCACGUACACUAUUCCCGGGCCCCAAUUUCCCGCGCCCACCGCGAAUGUGUGGCUCAAUUUGGCCCGAUUCAUCAAUAAGGGGUCCCUGCCAGCCAAAGCUCCUGCAUUCAUGCUCUUUUUUAGUGUAUUCUUUGCCAUCACGGGCUCUGUGCGUGCGAUUGCGCACGCCAGGCACAUGCACCGCGAUCGUGCGUGCCGCGCGGCGUGGGCCGAGGGUAAGCCGGAUCCUUUGCGGGAGAAGCAAGUGCCGCUAUGGGAGCGCUACGCAAUGUGGCUCCCAAGCAGCAUUGCGUUUGCUACAGGGAUGAUGAACACGCCGAAUUUCUCCCUGGCGCGCUUGCUGGGUGGAAUCCUUGUAUUUGUGUACAAUCGGCGGCACCGCAGCGCACCAGGCAGUAUAAACGCGCUCCUGAUCAUUGUGAUUGCGUCUGGCUUUGUGCUGGGCGAGGGAUUUGCGAGCGUUGCUGGGCUGAUGCUCGCCAGCUUUAACGUCAAGCCGCUGACAUGCUUUGGCUGCAGAUACGGGUGUGCUGGAAAUUGUUCAUAG